Xenopus tropicalis (tropical clawed frog) is the source of this 945-nucleotide messenger RNA. Its product is annotated as vomeronasal type-2 receptor 26-like. Gene Ontology annotation, cellular component: membrane; plasma membrane. Gene Ontology annotation, biological process: G protein-coupled receptor signaling pathway. Gene Ontology annotation, molecular function: G protein-coupled receptor activity. NCBI's taxonomy places the organism in Eukaryota, Metazoa, Chordata, Amphibia, Anura, Pipidae. The record is from RefSeq and is a predicted model, not a curated record. The transcript is spliced from 2 exons. The annotation marks the transcript as partial.
UAUGACUGUGUCCCGUGUGUAGAUGGGGAAAUAUCCAACACAUCAGAUGCUCCAAGUUGCUUCAGAUGCCCUGGGUAUGAAAUGUCCAAUAAACAGAGAACUGCUUGUGUUCCCAAAAUGAUAAACUACCUUUCCUAUGAGGAGACUCUGGGGGCCAGUUUGGCUUCCAUUGCCUUGGUGCUCUUCCUCACAACUUCUGCAGUACAGGGAGUUUUUGUGAAAUAUUGGGAGACUCCUAUAGUGAGAGCCAAUAACCGAAAUCUCAGCUGUCUCCUCCUCAUCUCUCUCAUGUUGUGUUUCCUCUGCACUUUAUUAUUCAUUGGGCGCCCAACUCAGAUAUGUUGUCUCCUCCGACAAGUAACAUUUGGGGUUGUAUUUACUAUUUCUGUUUCUUCUGUGUUGGCUAAAACUCUCACAGUUAUUAUUGCCUUCAAUGCCACAAAGCCUGGGAGCAAGCUGAAGAAGUGCAUCAGCUCUCAAGUGCCUAUUGUAUUUGUGACUAUAUGCUCUUUGGGCAAAAUUGGAAUCUGUUUAAUCUGGAUGGCCUUUGAUCCCCCAUUUCUGGAAGUUGAUAUAUUUUCUGAGAGGAACACCAUUAUUUUACAGUGCAAUGAGGGAUCUGUUACUUUCUUCUUCUGUAUAAUUGGAUAUAUAGGAACGUUGGCCCUACUAAGUUUCAUUGCUGCAUUUCUAGCCAAGGAUUUCCCUGACCGAUUUAAUGAGGCUAAAAACAUCACUUUCAGUAUGUUGGGGUUCUGUAGCGUGUGGGGGGCAUUUGUCCCUGCAUACCUGAGCAGUAAGGGCAGUAGAAUGGUGGCAGUUGAGAUAUUUGCCAUCUUAUCCUCCAGUGCUGGGUUAUUGGGCUGUAUAUUUGCCCCAAAGUGUUACAUUAUAUUUCUCAGGCCUCAACUGAACACAAAAGUAACUGUUUGCCGAAUUCACUAA